Molecule: messenger RNA, 7785 nt
Organism: Poecile atricapillus (Black-capped chickadee)
Lineage: Eukaryota; Metazoa; Chordata; Aves; Passeriformes; Paridae
Product: protocadherin alpha-C2-like
Exons: 4
Coding region: 3189-6164 (991 amino acids)
Biological process (GO): homophilic cell-cell adhesion
Cellular component (GO): plasma membrane
Molecular function (GO): calcium ion binding
Source: RefSeq, a predicted model, not a curated record
AAUUGCACCUCGAUUUGUGCUGCCUUGUCCUUGUAGGGAUUCUCGCAGUAACCCCUUGGGUAGCACCUGGAAUUUUGCUGCUGUGGAUAGCAAUUGUUCUGCCCUAGAUUUUAAUGGUUCCUGACUGCAAUAGAGCAAUAAUUUCCUAUCAUGCUCUCAUAUAGCAUUCCGUGAUGCUUCGAAGUUUCAGUUUUGGAGACAGUGCUCCUGCUUUCUGGUUGUGUAGGUUUUCCCUGAGUUUGCUAAAUGUGUGCAUGAUAAGCUGUGCUGGUGACUGUCCUACAGGUGUUGUGUAUCUCAUCAUUACCUUUGCUGGCUGCUGACCGUGGUGGUAUCACUUGUAGUUUCUUCUCUGGCCUCAUGUUCUGUCAUUUGUCAUCCAGAAGAGAUUCAAGGCAAGGUGACCAUUAGGACUUCUGUCCUUAAGUCAUUAUGGAAACCAGGAAGGGUUUGGGGCCUUGUCAUGUUUUGUUUCCCACCCAGUAUUUGUCAGCUGUAGUUAUAAUUUGCUCUCCUGUCUGGACAAGUGGUUUGGUGGCCACUGACAUUCUUUUGGUAUGUUUUUUUCAACAUUUACAUUCGGGACAUUGUUACAAGAUCCUUGUAAAUCCUCAUCUGAACAAUGAUUACAACGAAAAAAUCUUCCGACCAAUUUCUUGUACCCAGUACACAGGCACUGGAUUGGUGUGUUCAUCACCGUGUUGCUUGGUCUCUCUCAGCACGACAUCAAUGUCCAUUGCCAUGAGAGCCGUCCUGCCCAUGACUGCUGCAGUAAAUAUUGAUCUCAGGUGUCUGUACCAGAGCUCAAGGUACAGCUGCAGAGUUUGCCAGACCAUGUAUGUGAUGCCAUCUGUGUGGAUUUCAGAGUGCUCUCUUUGCUGGGCAGGGUAAGCAAAAGUGUAAUUGACCUCUGAGAUAGGAAUGGAAAUUGUGCCUUGUCACAGAGGUGAAUGUGGCAGUGACACUGAGUAGGCCCUGGCCAUGUCCUGGUGUGAGAGGUGACCUUGAGCACUGCGUAGCCUCCUCUGAGGGAACCUGCAAUCAUUUGUAAGACAAUGUGUGAUAUCAAAGGAGGACAGGAAUGGGAAUUGCAUUCUUUUCUGGACAAUAAUUGUUUUGGGCUGGGGAAUGGAGGAUGCUUAGAGGAAAGCAGGAGGCAGGAUGGGCCCAGAGUAUUUCUGCCCAGGAUCCUUUUCCAAGUUCCAAGUGUCUGGUGUUGCAGACCUCCUGUAUCUUGAGCUACUAGAUGGUAUUGAAAUGGCCACAGAGUCCUUUGGGGUUAUGAAUAUCUCCCAUCAGAGACAGUUCCUUGUGCUGUCUCUGGCCUGACACAGGGAAUGUGUUGGAAAAGAAUUGGUAACAUUCAGACUGAUGAACAUUUUUGCUGCCGCUUUGGGAAAGUUGUUGCGGGAAGCAGCACUACAAACUGCUUUCCAUGUGUAUUGUAGGGCAUUUGUUCCAGCUUCCACAGCUCUUAGUGUGAAGGCAUCUGUGGUGCUCUUCAGAGAGGAUUUUUAAUGGCAGUUGAGGGGGUGGGUGUAAUCUAGUUGUGUUUUUCUUCCCCUACAUGUUCUCCUGCAUGAUCAGUUUGGGUGGAGGUGGUGUGUCCUGUUAUCACACAGGGCUCAUUCUGGUGUCUGGAUGGACACUCCAAAGCUCCACAUCUACAGAGCAGCCCAGCUCUGGUGUCCUAUUCUUGAAAUUCUCUCACCCAGUUAACUUUUAGAGUUCACUUGUGCUUUUGGUGUGACCUCUUGAAGAAGGAGAUAAAUGGGAAUUGGAAUCAGUAUUGUUCACGACUCUAAUCACAGAACCUUUAAGAACUCGGUUUGUAUCAGCUACUGCUGAAAAAACUCAAAGCAUCCUGGCAUGAGGGAAAAGUCAAAGAGUCACAGAAUGGAUUUUCAGCGUUUUAUGUAUUCUUUUUGCCAGGUAUGGAGGCGUGGGGGAAUUGAAUAAGUCUUGGGGAGGGAAUAGGGAGUGUCUGCUUAACUGUGGGGAUCCCAGUUCACAGGGUGUAGAUACAGGGUUACAGUAGAAUAUCGUGAGGAGGAUCCCAGCACACAGUGCUGCUCUUCUGGAAUCCCAGCAGGGUGUCCAGAAGUUCUGCAUAACUGGGGGUACUGUUGUUCCUUCUGGUAUUGCUGCUUGUAAACACAUCUGCCCUGUGUGCCUUUAAUUAUAAAAUACGUGGCUUUGAUGUGGAAUAUUGUUUGUCAAUGAGAAGCUUUUUGAAAUUUGGAUCAUGCUGCCAUGCUUUCUCUGAACAUUUCCUUGAAGUCAGAAGGAAAGAGGAAGGAGAGCUUUUUCCAAGGAAUGUGUCCCAACACCAUGUCAAGAAUGUUGAACAGACGGUAAGACAAUUCCCUUCCUGGUAAGGGAAAAGUGAACAGAGGAUGGAAAUGGAAGAAAAUUGAAAGGAAGCAGAGUGCAAUGAAGGAAAGAAAGGUGGAUCUAGAGAAAGAGAAGGAAAGAAGAAAGUAGUAGAAAAAGAGUGAAAGAGACAAAGUAUAAAUCAAUUUACUGUUAUGUCACCGACAUUGCCACUAUACACAAAAAGACAACAAAGGAAAGAAAUAAGGAAGGAAAAGUGGAAGGGGAAGAAAACCAGAAAGAUGCUACAAAAGAAUGGCCCAGGGAGGUAAUUACGAAUGGAAGAUGGCAAAGAGAAGAAAUUUAUAAACAGGAUUACUCACGGACGUUGCCUCAAAUCGGUGGCUGGAGCUGGUUGUCAAAAGCCUCUGCCUCGGUAGAAUACUGCAUUCAAGUGCUGAUGCCACGAAAUUUGAGUUGGUGAAUCCAAAAACUUUUCUUUGCAGUGCGGUGCCGGAGGUGACUGGAGGAAUAGCAGAAGGGGUAAAGAAGAGAGCAGCUGCAAAGAUCCAAGGGAAAAAAUACCAAAGGAGCACUGUAAGAAGAGACGGCAGAGAAGAUCAUUACGGAGCGGAGGCGCGGGCGCUGUGUGUGAGCGUGUGGGGCGGCGGAGCAGCGCACGGUGUCGCUGCAGGCUCAGGAACGGCGUGUGGGCGGCUCCGCCCCGGUGCGGCGGAGAGCCCGGCUGUGAGCGCGGGGGGGCGGCGCGGGCCGGGCAGCAGAGCCGCUGCGUCCGGGCGGCGGCGGGGAGCCGUGCGGGGCCCGUGCCGGGGCCGGCAGGCAGAGCGGCGGCGGCGGCGGCGGCGGCGGCAGGGAUGGGCGAGCGGCGGUGCGCGUUGGUGCGGGUGCUGGUGCUGCAGGCGGCCUGGGCGGUGUCGGGCGGGCAGGUGCGCUACUCGGUGCCGGAGGAAGCGAAGGCCGGGACGGUGCUGGGCCGUCUGGCGCAGGACCUGGGCCUGGAGGCGGGCGAGGCGGAGGCGCGGCGGCUGCGGCUGGUGGCGCAGGGCCGGCGGGCGAGCGUGGGGGUGAGCGGGGCGAGCGGCGCGCUGGUGCUGAGCUCGCGGCUGGACCGGGAGGAGCUGUGCGGCAAGAGCGCGCCGUGCGCGCUGCGCCUGGAGGUGCUGGUGGAGCGGCCGCUGCGCGUGUUCCAUGUGGAGCUGGAGGUCACCGACAUCAACGACAAUGCCCCCGUCUUCCCCGCUGCCAGCAGAAACCUCAGCAUCGCGGAGCUGACCACUCUGCCGGGGACUCGUUUCCCUCUGGAGGGCGCGUCAGAUGCGGAUAUCGGAGCGAACGCUCAGCUCACCUAUACACUCAGUCCCAGCGAGCAUUUUAGCUUGGAAGUAAAAUCCAAAGACGAAAAUAAAAUCUCUAUACUACUUGUAUUAGCAAAAUCUCUGGACCGGGAGACAAUUCCCGUUCACCGGUUGGUGUUGACAGCGAGUGACGGGGGCCGGCCGUCUCUGACAGGCACCAUGGAGCUGGUGAUCACGGUGCUGGACGCAAAUGACAACGCACCCCAGUUCAACCAGUCGGUUUAUAAAGUGCAGCUGCCGGAAAAUACACCUCCGGGAACUCUGUUUUUCCAGCUAACAGCGACAGACAAAGAUGAGGGAACAAAUAGAGAAAUAUAUUAUUCUUUUAGUGACACGAUUUCUUCCAAAAUUCAGGAUCUUUUCAGAAUUGACGAAAAGUCCGGGGAAAUGUGGACUGCUGGCAAACUGGAUUUCGAGGACAUUCAGUCAUAUGACCUGGAGAUCGAAGCGAGAGAUAGAGGGACACCCCCCUUAUCGGGUCAUUGCAGCGUGGUGCUGGAGGUGCUGGAUGUGAACGACAACGCGCCGGAGGUGUGGGUGACGUCGCUGUCGGUGCCGGUGCCGGAGGACGCGUCGUUGGGGACGGUGGUGGCCCUGCUGAGCGUGUCGGACCGGGACUCGGGGGCGAACGGUCGUGUGAGGUGCUGGGUGUGGCCGGCGUCGCCGUUCGGUCUGGAGGCGACGUUCGCGGGCUCGUACUCGCUGGUGCUGCGCGAGGCGCUGGACCGGGAGCGGGUGUCGGAGUACGAGGUGGAGGUGCGUGCGGAGGACGGCGGGGCGCCGCCGCUGCGCGCCAGCCGCGGGCUGCGGGUGCCGGUGUCGGACGUGAACGACAACGCGCCGGCGUUCGCGCAGGCCGUGUACACGGUGCUGGCGCGGGAGAACAACGCGGCGGGCGCGGAGCUGGCGCGGCUGUGGGCGCGGGACCCGGACGAGGCGGGCAACGGGCGCGUGAGCUACUCGGUGUGGGAGGGCGGCGCGGCGGCGGUGUCGGCGUCGGGGGCGGCGGGCGGCGGGUGGCGGCCGGCGUCGAGCUACGUGUCGGUGGACGCGGAGAGCGGGCGCGUGUGGGCGCUGCAGCCCUUGGACUACGAGGAGCUGCAGGUGCUGCAGUUCGAGGUGCGCGCGGUGGACGCGGGGGAGCCGCCGCUGUGCGGCAACGCCACGGUGCAGCUGUUCGUGCUGGACGAGAACGACAACGCUCCGGCGCUGCUGCCGCCCGCGGGCUCGGCAGCGGAGGCGGGCGGCGUGGCGGGCGAGGCGGCGGAGCUGGGGGCGGCGGCGGCGGCGGGGGCGGUGUCGGGCUCGGGCACGCUGUGGGCGUGGGCGGCGUGGGGGGCGCCGGCGGGGAAGGUGGUGGCGAAGAUCCGCGCCGUGGACGCCGACUCGGGCUACAACGCGUGGCUGCGCUACGAGCUGUGGGAGCCGCGGGGCAAGGGCCCGUUCCGCGUGGGGCUCUACAGCGGCGAGGUGAGCACGGCGCGGGCGCUGGACGAGGCGGACGGCCCUCGCCAGAGGCUGCUGAUCGUCGUGCGCGACCACGGCGAGCCGGCGCGCUCGGCCACGGCCACGCUCAGCGUGUCGCUGGUGGAGGCGGCCGAGGCGGCGCUGGCCGCGGGAUCCUCCUCGUCUUUGUCGUCUUUGUCAUUGUCGCGGGCGGCGGGUGCGGGCGCGGAGCUGGGUCCCGGGGCGGCGAGCGCGGCGACGAACGUGUGGCUGGUGGUGGCGAUCUGCGCCGUGUCGAGCCUGUUCCUGCUGGCCGUGGUGCUGUACGGGGCGUCGCGCUGGGCGCCGCGGGCGGCCGUGCUGUCGGGGCCCGGGCCCACGACGCUGGUGUGCGCCAGCGAAGUGGGCAGCUGGUCGUACUCGCAGCGCCACAGCCGCAGCCUGUGCGUGGCGGACGGCGCGGGCAAGAGCGACCUCAUGGUUUUCAGCCCCAACUUCCCUCCGCCGCCGCCGCCGCCUGGCCCCGGGGCCAAGGACACGCAGCCGGAGCCGUCCGCUCUCCUCGACACGCCGAAACAUCCCAAUCCGGACUGGCGCUACUCUGCGUCCCUGAGGGCAGGAAUGCAAAGUGCUGUGCAUAUGGAGGAGGCAGGAGUCCUGCGUGGAGGACCAGCAGGGCCUGACCAGCAGUGGCCAACAGUCUCCAGUGCUACAGCAGAACCUGAGGCGGGAGAGGUGUCCCCCCCAGUGGGAGCUGGUGUGAACAGCAACAGCUGGACCUUUAAAUUUGGACCGGGCAAUUCCAAACAAGGUGGUCCUGGUGAGUUGCCAGACAAAUUCAUUAUCCCAGGAUCUCCUGCAAUCAUCUCCAUCCGGCAGGAGCCACCAAACAGCCAAAUUGACAAAAGUGACUUCAUAACCUUUGGCAAGAAAGAAGAGACCAAGAAAAAGAAGAAAAAGAAGAAGGGAAACAAGACUCAGGAGAAAAAAGAAAAGGGCAACAGCACCACUGAGAACAGUGACCAGUGAGGGAGUUAUGCUGAAAAAAACCCUCUUAGCCAGUUUUUGUAAUAAUGGCAGAUUUCUCCUAUGUAGCAAAUCCCAACUUCUUCCUACUGUUAACAAAUUUCCUGUAUGUACAGACUUGAGAAAAUCAGCAGGAAAUUCAGUGUCUGUCUAAAUUGCUUAACAGGUUUUGUCUUAAAAGCUUUAUUAAGUCUGGUGUUAACUCUUUUUCUCCACUCUGGCUUGUUUUCAGAAUCUAAAAAGCAGACACAAGUUUCCUUUCUCCUACGCCGAAAAGGAGAAUCUUCACAGUACAGCCAGUGAGAGGUUGGACUCUGCACUGUGGUUCCUGUGCUCCUGUCUUGAUGACACUUACAGGACAGGUUUAAAAGUUUUAAUGUUGUGCACCCUCUAUCUGAUUGGAAAUAUUUGUGUGCAGAUGUCAGCUAGGUGAUAUGAGACCAGAUUAUAAAAUGCAAGAAGAGCUGGUAAAUAUGCAACAGAGGAAAGACCUAAUGAACACAAAUGUUCAAAGAUGUUCAGGCUGAGGAGAAAAUGUCUGAAAGGAGAUGAGCAGACUUGUAAAAUCCUGAGAAGUCACGGUGUGGAAAUACUGACUCCUAUACAUGACGUAUUGUACACACUGCUUCAAAUGAAACCUCACAUUUACAGCUCUUUAAGACACCAUAAAUUAUAUCUUUGCCAAGCAAGCCAUUGGAAAAAAAUAGUCCCUUAAAGCCCUGCAUUACCCUGGUAAGGCUAGCCCUCAGAGAGUAAGAAGGGCUGGGCUGACAUCCCAGGAAUGUAACUGUGAUGCUGUGUGUCCCUAUUUCCACAUUAUUUUGCACAUGAUGUCUCUGAAAAGGUCAGAGUUUUUCCACGACACUUAUGCAAAAGAGAGAAAAAAAGUAACAUUAACUAUGCUAUUUGUUAUUUGAGAUAUUUAUUUAUAAAGAAAUAUAGCUGUAAAUGUUAAAGAAAUAUGAUGCCCUUUAACCCAAACAGAAGUCAAUCUAGAGCCAUUAUAAAUUACAAUUGCUGCUAUUAAAGUGCUUUAGAAAAAUUGCCUGAAACAUCUGUAUUAUAUCAGCCACUUGCCAAUAACAGCUUUAUUCUGUCGGGUGACUUGGGGGCUGCCUCUUGCAUGUAUUAAUAAAUACAAGGAUAUCUUCUCUUUUUUUUUGCAUUUUUCUGCACUUUGAAUACACCUUUGCAAACAAACUGUCCUAAUAUGAAGAAGCAGAAGCAAACUCCUCACACAAAUGGAUUUACUAACCUGCUAGCUCUGUGCAGUACCUUGGUGUUACCUCCCACACGACCUUUUCUGAUUUUAGUUUUACUUUUCUAUGAGAUUAUGAAUUUCUGACCCUAUUAACACUCCUUAUGUAAAAUUCAAGUACUGUAUGUAUGCUGUAUGCUCUUAUAAGGAUCCUGAAAUAUUUAUUCUGUGCUUGUGUAUGUGAAUGUCAAUGCAACUAUUAUUAGAGUGGACUUUAAGCUUUACCGUUGAAUGUAAAUUCAUUAUUUCUUUUUUGUACACUUGUGAAAAAGUGGAGUAGUGUUAAUUUUUUAAGCCACUGUUGAUUAUCAGUUCUUUUUUUUUUUUUGUGUAUGAGACACAAGUAAAAUAUCUUUCUUAAACCAA